Messenger RNA from Aspergillus pseudotamarii, 1339 nucleotides. RefSeq lists its product as uncharacterized. The coding region runs from base 125 to 1180 and encodes 351 amino acids. Gene Ontology annotation, cellular component: elongator holoenzyme complex. NCBI's taxonomy places the organism in Eukaryota, Fungi, Ascomycota, Eurotiomycetes, Eurotiales, Aspergillaceae. Gene Ontology annotation, biological process: tRNA wobble uridine modification. The record is from RefSeq and is a predicted model, not a curated record. The transcript has 3 exons.
UUUCAAUUCACCACGGAAAUCGUACAAAAACAGUCGAAGGCCAUUGCUGCGACCAGUUCGCUUCUCAGUGUCUGCACCAGAAUAAGCUCGUGACCCCUUACGUCAACGGGGUGAUCUCUCGACCAUGCCCACUCAACCACCCCUCCCACCCCUCCUUGCGCCCUAUGUAUCGUCUCUGCCGCAAUCGUCUCUCACAGUCCUAUCCUCCGUACUAGGUGCAACGGGGAAUUGGCUAGUGUUGCGCUUCCUCUAUGCGGCUCUAAGCGCAUCUUCAAAUUCCGAAACAGCGUUUGGACUGAAUGGAGGCGACAGGGUGAAGAAUAGAAGAGUCGUGCUUGUGAGUUUUCUGCGGGGCUGGGAAUUUUGGAGAUCCGAAGCGAAAAGACUGGGCUUGGACCUUGCACGUCUCACAGACAAGCGCCAAUUCGCAUUCGUCGAUGGACUAUCUGAACUAUUCUACAAUACUACAACUGCUACAGCAACUCCCCAACAAUCAUUCCCUGGUACUGCCGCUCUCCGAACAGUCCUUCCCGUACGAUCCCAGCCGAGCCCUGUACCAGCGCGGGCCCCGCAAUCUGUCCCGCGGCCGAGCAAUGUCAGUACAAACCCAGCUUCAAGGGAAAUCGGACCAGUCAAACGACUGCAUUUAUCGGGAAAUGGCACCGCAGCUCUCGACGCCCUCGAAAGGGACAUCGCUACAGUGAUCCAACAAUUGAAGGCUCCUACACCCGGUGAGGCAGAGGAACCCGAGGUUCUAUUGAUCGUCGAUCAACCAGAUUUGCUACUUGCGGCUACGGGUCCAAAUAAAGGUAUUGGGGCUACGGAGAUGGGUGACUGGGUUAUGGGAUUACAACAAAAUACCCAUGCAACGAUCUUGACGCUCUCCUCUGAUUUACCACUGAUACAUAAUGCAUCUGCCUCGGCUCCCCACCCGGCAACACCGCUGGAAACAGAGCAUGCAGCGUUCGCUAUAGGGUCUGCCCACAGGGCCCAGAUGGUUAUGCAACUCCGUAACCUGGAGACCGGUGCUGCUAGGGAUGUAAGCGGUGUGCUAAGGGUCAGCAAAGGAGGUGCGUGGGGACAAAAUGAGGUGGGUACGGAGGGUAACUGGGAGGAGAGAGAAGUCUUAUACUUCGUACAGAGGGAUGGCGGCGUCAGUGUGUUUGGCAGAGGGGAAUAGACUGGAUAGAGAGUGUCCAUAUAUCCAAUAUUGGCGUUAAGGCGCAUGGAGAUAGAAAGGGCCUUGCAAUAUGACAUUGCCGCAAUCUCAUGACCCAACUUAAGUGAUUCGGCUGGGACCGAUCUAUAGAGCAAGAGAAAAGCUCUUACGCUGCGGGAA